Messenger RNA from Prorocentrum cordatum, 6900 nucleotides. NCBI's taxonomy places the organism in Eukaryota, Dinophyceae, Prorocentrales, Prorocentraceae. The record is from the annotation of a GenBank genome assembly.
UACAGCUUGGAGAUCACGCUUGUACCAUGCUACUUCAUAACAUUUUUUUCUGAUGUAUCAGAUGCACACGUGCGUCCGUCCAUCCAUCCAUGAGUAUCUGUCAUGUUCCUGGCAGGUGGUGCGAGCCGAACUCGCCAUUUUUGUAGUGCGGCUUCAAGAGAGGCGAGCUGCACAAGGCAGCAGACCGUGCGCGCUAUGUUCCGUCGCCUUACCCGCAGUUCCACUUGGGGGUCGUCCUUCAGCGCUAGGGAGACAGCGGCGGUGGAGCAGCUGGUGGCCGCCCGCGCGGCGGUGCAGCAGGAAAGCUUAGCAGACGCCGAAGGCGAGGGCUACGCCUCUUGUGCUGGGAUCCUCGGCUGCCUCGAGCAGCUCGCCCUCGCGCUGGGCCUGGAGGCCGCCGACAGGGGCUACCGCAGCAGGUUCUCGGCCAACUACCGGGCGCUGUUCCCCGACGGGGCGCGCCGCUACCGUGCCGAUGUCCUGGAGGCCAGUGCCGAUCAGCACGCAGCGAUCUGGGUCAACGGUGAGAAAUUCGAGCUCAGCGCCGAGGCCGUAUCGUGCGCGGACGCCCUCCAGCAGGCCUGGGCAGCUGUGGGCGCCUUGCUGGACAGAUGGUCGGACAGCAACCCGGCCCGGCCUUCAAGGCAGGACUUGGACACGGCGUUGAAUUCGCUCGACGUUGCGUGGGCGAAGUUCGAGGAGCGAUACGUCUCCGAGCUCAUCGUCAUCGAGACGCGCGCGCGGAGCGUGCUGCUGCAGGCCAUCGAGCAGGAGUCGGCGCUGGGCCGCAUCGGAAUGCGGCGGUACAGCCCAGACUUCCGCGAGGCCCAGCAUCGCCUGGCAGGGAGCAUCGCCCGCCUCAAAUGUCUUUCGGCGACAGCCUUGCCGAGCCUCCAAGAAGGGCGCGACGACCUCGCGGGGGAUAUCCUGGAUAGUGCGCAGGCGGUCCUGAGGCGGGUCGACACGAGCAAUGAGCCGGACAUGGCCCUCAAGGCCGUCCGCUGCCUCGCGGCCGACGUCGUGGAGUCGUUCGAAGCGAUGCGCAAGUACCUCCGGGAGGUGAGCCGCUGCUUGGAGCGCGUCGACCCCCAUUUGUGCAACAACAGCGGCCUGGUGGCGCGUCUUGUCGAUUGGGAGGAGAGCUGGGAGAUCGGGGCCAAGUACGUGCGGGACGAGCAGCUCCUAGACGCUGUCUGCGACACCGUCGUGCAGGUGAAAGCGUCCCAGGAGCUCUCGCCCAGUCUGGAGGAGAUGUUCGUGGACUGCGACGCUGAGCUCUUCCUCGUGCUGCCGCGGCUGGUGUGGAUUUACUACAUUGCAGGGCCCAGCCAGCCCUGCGCUGGGCUUGUGCGGCACCUCCUGCCGCAUCGCUUCGAGGCCGCCUCGACGCCUCCGCGGGCGGAAGAGAAGCUCCAGAAUUUCGUGAACCACUUCGGCAGGGUGGUACAGCAGCUCGGCAACUCGAGGCUCGCGUACGGACUCGCCCCAGUAGUCCGCGAUUGGGCUGCGACUGGCCUGUACGCCGCCAACCUCUGGACAUCUCUCCGCAGGGAUUGCCACUGCACGUGCACCUUCACAGGGCUUCCCGACCUGCUGAAGACGGUCCGCCAGGGGGACAAGCUAUACUGUCUGUACAGCCUGGAGGACCGUCUGUUCCACGAGAGGCUUCUGUGCGGCCACGUGGACGGCUCACGGUGGGUGGUGGCGACGCCUGAUGCAGACGUGUACGUGGGAAACUUCGCCGACGAGGAUCACGUGGAGAUCCACCGAGCUGGCCCUCGAGGGGGAGCCCCGCCUCAGCUGCGCAAGAAGAUGCUGUACCGUUUCGACCUGGACGAGCAGGCUCUGGCCGCCCUCCUGAGCGAGGGGGCGCAGCUGGCGGAGUCUGAGCGCCGCGAGGCCGGCCGCGACUCAGUGGCGGUGGCGCCCGGGGUGGUCCGCCGGCUCCGUGGGAAGCAGCACGCACUCCCGGAGAUGGCGGCCGGUGGCACGGACACGCCGCGUGGUUCCGAGGUCGACCUGGCGGCUGGCGCUUCGGAGCCGCCGCUGCCACCGCCGAGCCACGCUCCCCCGCCUCGCGCGGGCGCCGGCGGUGGGCCCCUGCCGCCAGUGCAGCUGGACGACGGCUGGGUCGCCCUGGAGUCGCGGCUGGGCUUCAGGCGGGGUUCGCCAGUGGACGUGGCGUUCGCCUCCGUCUACGCCCUGGACGACCGCGCCUUGGCCUCGUUCCCGGAGGGGGUCAUCGCGCUGGGACGAGUGGGGGCCCUCCCCGAGGAGGCGCCGCUCUCUCCACGGGACGCGCGGGAUGAAGUCCUGGACGAGCGCAUCCUGAGGUACCGGAGGAGCGGUACGGGCCAGCGGCGGCGCGCCUUCGCGGAGGUGGUGGCCGAGCAGCGCGAGGUGCUCAGCACUCAGGAGUGGCGCGUGCAGGGGCCCGCUACCAUCGGCUGGCUGCUUCAGGCGCAUCUGGAGCAGGGUAACGGGCCCGUCCAGCGGCACUACUGGUGGCGUCAGAUCCUGGGGCUGGCGGCUGCCGACCCCGGGGUCGACGAGCAUUUGUUCCUGUGCGAGCUGAUCGAGACGGCCUCCACGGCCGACCAGCUCAACCUCCCUGGCGUUCGAGCUGGCAGCCAGGUCGAGGUCUCAGGCACGGCGGGGGCCACGGCAGACUCGGACGGCUGGCUGGGCGAGCGCAGGAUCUUCCUCGGCGGCUCCCGCUCCAAGGGCCAUGCUCUCGUGGCGCCAUCCUUGGAGAAGCACGUGGCGGAGAAGAUGCAGGAGGAGAGCGCCAUCCUCAAGGAGAGGCGCAAGGGCAGAGAGGGGAGGGCCGCCACUGCGGUGGCGAUGGCGGCCUCGGCGCAAGGAGUCUCGGACACUGGCAUCGCGCGCGACGUCCUGCCCCUCCCGCUGGGCGUGACGCUCGACGAGCCGCUGCAAGGUGCGGCGGCACGCCUUCUGCCGCACGGCGGCGGUCGGCGCGGGCGGCAGCGCAGGCAUCAGGAGGUCUGGCUGCGCGAGGGCAUCGCCACGCUGAACGACCUUGGUGGGCGCGGGGUGGAUGCCCCCGCGGGGGCCCCUGCGGCCUGCCAGGUCGCCGCCGUGCGGCGCCUCGCACAGCUCUACGGCAGGGUGGAGCCGCCGCCGUCCGACCUGACUCCCCUGGGGGCGUGGCAGACGCUCCAGGAUUCGCGGAACGGCUAUACAGACGUCGUGGCCGAAGGUGCUUCGACAACCUACAGGAAGGGGGCCAUGGAGCUCCCGCGGGCUGCGGCGGGGCGGGCACGGCUUGCUGACGUCCUGCCGCCGCACCUGCAGUCUCUCUUGUGUGACUCGUCGCAGAUGUUACGAGAGCCGGAGGCUCGCAAUUUUGCUUUGGGUGAGGCUCCCAGGGUCUGCGCCAUGGACCCAGUGUUGCAGCGGCAUGGCUAUCAGUAUGGCGAGUGCCUCUCCGAGCUGCUCUCUGCGGGCAUCAUUGAGCCUGCUGCCGAGGACAGCAUCAUCGAGCGCGCUGGCAUCUUUUUCGUCCCAAAGAAGGACUCGUCGCUGCGGCUGAUCUUCGACACCAGAAGGUCUAAUGUCCAUUUCCAGGAUCCUCCCUACACGCUGCUCGCGAGCGGGGAGGCCCUGGCGAACUUGGAGGUCGACGCUGCUGGAGGGAUUGCUGUGGCCUCUGGUGACGUCGAGUGCUGCUUCUACCAGUACGAGCUGCCGUCGUGGGCACGUGCCUUCUUCGGUCUGCCAGCGGUCCAAGCAAGCUUCUUGGAUUCGGCUGCCCGCCAGCGCCUGGGGGGUUCAGACCCCUCGGAGAUGACCCACUUCGUUGCCAGAGUGGUCCCCAUGGGCUGGUCGUGGGCCGUGCACCUCACUCAAGAGGCCCAUGCCCAUGUCCUGAGCACCAUCAGCCCGGAUGCGCCCUGGAUCGCGGACAAGGUGCCCACACCGGCGCUGGGGACUCAGUGCUCCACCGCCAAGAUGCUGUACAUCGACAACGUCGCAGUCUUCACGUCCGGCAGCGGCGACCCCGCGCUGGAGGUGGAGCGCAUGCUGGCCGCCCUGGGCGCGCGGGGGAUUCAGGCUUCCUUUGACCGCGAUGAUGGGGACAUGCACACCCUGCUCGGCUUCGUGCUCCACAAGCCCUCGGCCACCUGGCGCCUGUCGCACAGCAAGUUUUGGCGGCUGAAGUUUAGCCUCGAUUUUGCACUGGCACCUGGGCGUCUUGUCACGGGGCGCGAGCUCGAGAGGCUGAUGGGCCACAUCACCGCGGCGGUCAUGCUGCAGCGGCACAUGCUCUCGCUCUUCCAUGCGAUCUACGAGUUUUGCAGGCGGUCGCGCGACAAGCGGCAGCCUCUCUGGUCGUCGGUGAAGCGGGAGCUCACGUGGUUCAGAGCGCUGCUUCCCUGCGCGACCGUUUCGCUGAGCCGCCCCUGGUGCGAACGGGUCACCGCCACGGACGCCCCUCCAUGGGGGUUUGGCGUGGUGGAGCAGCCGUGGCCCAUCAGUGAUGUUCGGCGAGUUGGCAGCCUUUCGGAGCGCAGUCGCUUCAGAGGAGUUCUGACGGCGGAUUAUGCCCCCAGGGACACGCUGGUCGAACAGCAGCUCCUGCACGCCACGGCGGCCGAGGUCACCGCGGAGGGCACCCUGACCCACUUUGAGGAGGUGCCGGCAGCGCGGCUCUUGGCAGACCCUUGGGCGGUCGCGGCCGCCCGUCGCUGGCGGCGGGCCGCGGCCAUCCACGUCCUGGAGGCUGAGGGGGCGCGCUGGGCUGUGCGGCGCCUCGCGCGCAACUCGCAGCUGCAUGGACAUCGGCACCUCAUCCUGGGUGACAACCUCGGGGUGUUGUGCGCGUGUGACAAGGGCAGAGCUGCACACUUUGCACUCAACGUAAUUUGUCGGGAGAUCUGCGCUAUCUCAGUCGCCUCUGGGAUGCAGCUCAGGUUCAGGUGGAUCUCAUCAGAGCUCAACCCGGGCGACGCUCCCUCUCGCAGGUUCAUGCCAGGCGCAAGGAAGCACCACGUUGUCGGACAGUGCAGCACACCCCCAGGCCUGGAGGAGUUCGGCACACAUCACGCUGGGCCUCUGUCCGGAGACAUCGGCUCGAGGGAACACUACAAUGCCAACGACGGUCUACUCGGUCAGCCCCGCCUACGGCAAGCACGCCCGCGAUGCAGCGGAGCCCAGGCCGGCGCCGACCACCCUGCGCGCCUCCGACUGGCGCGGCGGGCACGGGCCGCCAGGCCCUUCGGGCUCCCGCCCGGGCUGGACAUCCCAGGCGCCGCUGAGCGACAGGCCCGCAGAGGUCUGUUCGCGGCGGGCGCCGCUGUGUCUGCGGCGCUCGCGACUGGCGGCGCGUCGGGCGCGACACGUCAAUUGGCGCUGACCACGCGCUCGGGCUCGCCGCGGCUGCUGGCGCUGCCGGGCUGGAUCCCCGCGCAGUCGGACGAGACGCCGGUGGACUACUCCGAGUGGGCCUUCGACCGCGACAUGGGCCAGGAGGCAUCCCCUCGCACCCGCUGCGCCUUGGCUGGGGGCGAGCCCGCGCUGGGAAGGCCCGUUCGGCGCCUCUUUCCCUCGGCGAACGCGUCGCUGUCAGGCGGGACGCAGCGCCCGUCGGGCCACUCCCGCCAGCCGCUGCCGCGGGCGCCUGCGCGCGCGAUGGCGGCCGUGCUGGCCUCGCGGGGGAAGCCAGACUCGGGGCGGUGCGUCUUGGUGACCGUCGAGUACGACCUGAGCCCGUCGGAGACCACGACCUUGCUGGCCAUGCAGUUUCCGCCAGGCAGGUGCAGAGUGGUCGGAGGGCUGCAGCAACCCCUCCUGCUCCUGCACCCAGAGGGACUUACUACCAGCUUCAGGACGGGCGAAUUCGACUCCACAGUGGGGCCCGACCUUCAUCGACGUCACUGGAUUGGGCGCGCUGUCGCGCAGCUGCAGCUGCUUCGUCGCGGGGACGAGCUGCUGUCCGCGAGCUCGCACCCGCAGCGCCUGGCCGACUUCCAUGUUGCUUGUCAAUACCUCAAGCUCGAAGGUUUGGACUGCUCGCCGCACUUCCUGAGGCACGGCGACGCGACAUACGUCUGCGUUGCAGGGUACCGCGCACUGCUGGAGGUGCGGAGGCGAGAAACGUGGAGGACGACUUCGUCAGUUCGGAGGUACGACAAGGCCGGUCGGCGGGCGGUGGUCAGGCAGGCCCUCAGCAGCGCCCAGAGGAGAAGCUGCGAGAGCUGGGCGGCAGCCGCCCCGCAGCUCUUCGACAUCGCCUACGUGCUGCCCUCCGCGCCGGCCGCCUUGGCGAGCGGCGGGCGUUCCUGGAUCUCUUCUCAGGAGCACCUGCGAGGCCUGCCAGGCCUGGAGGGCGCCGACUAUCACGAUGUCGUUACCUCGAACAAGCUGGCUGACAGAGUCGCACUCUUGCUAGGUGUCGACGUCGUCGGGGGUGUCGGAGGCGUCUUUCCCAUCGUCGUUGACGUCGACGUCCCGAGAGGCGCCCUCGGGCAAGGAGCCGACCUCCUGCCGCCGGGGGGCGCGGGACCGCCGGCGGAGCAGCCUGGCGCGCAGGGGCCCACCUGCCUGGCCUCGGGCGGCGUCUGCCGCGUCCCGGCGGAGGAUGGCCCGAUCGGCUGCCUGGCAGGCGAGGAGGUGCAGGAGUACCCGGAGCCCUGCGCCAGCGGCUGCGGCUACUGGCGGGGCCCCUGUGGCCAGCUCUGCUGCGUGCCCUCCGCCAGCGGCCUCCUGGCGGCCCACGCGGGGGGCGCGUCGGGCACGGGGUUCCCGCAGGAGCAGCAGGGGCAGGGCCACACGGCGCUGGAGGCCGCGUGCCUCCUCGGCACCUGCGCGCUGGGGCUGGCGCUGUGCCACUACACCCGGCGCCGCCAGGUGCGCGACCAGCCGCUCAUGGCCGAGUAG